Molecule: messenger RNA, 3356 nt
Organism: Otolemur garnettii (small-eared galago)
Lineage: Eukaryota; Metazoa; Chordata; Mammalia; Primates; Galagidae
Product: NACHT, LRR and PYD domains-containing protein 1-like
Exons: 16
Biological process (GO): innate immune response; regulation of inflammatory response; inflammatory response
Cellular component (GO): cytoplasm
Molecular function (GO): protein binding
Source: RefSeq, a predicted model, not a curated record
AGAUGGGCCUGAGCUCACUCCAUGCUCAGGCCCAGGCAGAGGUGGGCUCAUUGUCAGAAAAACCUUCCCUGCUCUCCUACCAAGAUCUUUCAAGCUUCCCAGACCAGCAGUCUGCAAGACAGGAGUCACCCAACACCUCCACAUCCACAGCGGUGCCGCUGAGAAGAAAAUUCCCACUUCAGCCCAACCCGAAGCCCAGAAAGCAGGAGGCUCUUGCAACCAAGUUGCCUCUGGCUGAAACAUGUCUAAAGAACUUCUCAGGUAUACGGGAAAGUUGCCAAAACCCAUGGAGACAGCACCUGUGGUGCACACUGUCCUGGAAAAAUGAGGAUUUGCACAAAAAAUUCACACAGCUGCUACUUCUACAAAGACCUCACCCCAGAAGCCUUAAGUCCCUGGUCAGAAGGAAGAGACAAGUCCCUAUAAUGGAGAAUCAAGGACAUUUGAUUGAGAUCAGAGAUUUAUUUGGCCCAGGCCUGGGAGCCCAAGAAGAACCCCGCAUCGUCAUACUGCAUGGAGCUGCUGGAAUUGGGAAGUCAACACUGGCCAGGGAGGUGCAGAGAGGCUGGGAGGAAGGCCAGCUGUACCAGGACCGCUUCCAGCAUGUCUUCUACUUCAGCUGUGCAGAGCUGGCCCAGUCUAAGGUGAUGAGUCUCGCUGACCUCAUCACACAAGCCCAGGAGGCCCCUCCAGCUUCCCUUCAGCAGGUUCUGUCUCGGCCAGAGCAGCUGCUCUUCAUCCUCGAUGGUGUGGAUGAGCCAAGAUGGGUCUUACAGCAACAGAAUGCUGAGUUCUGCCAACACUGGAGCCAGCCACAGCAGGUGGCCAUGCUGCUGGGCAGUUUGCUGGGGAAAACCAUACUUCCCGAGGCAUCCUUCCUGAUCACAACUCGGACUGUGGCUCUGCAGCAGCUCAUUCCUUCUCUGAAGCAGCCACGUUGGGUGGAGGUCCUGGGGUUCUCUGAGUCUAGCAGGAAGGAAUAUUUCUACAGCUAUUUCACAGUAAAAAGCCAAGCACUUAGAGCUCUCAGCCUGGUUGAGUCAAACCCAGCAGUCUGGACCAUGUGUCUCAUGCCUUGGCUGUCCUGGCUGGUCUGCACCUGCCUGAAACAGCAGAUGGAGAGGGGGGAGGAUCUCACACUGACCACCAUGACUGUCACUGGCCUCUAUUGGUGCUACCUCUCCCAGGCUCUCCCGGCUCAGCCCCUCCGGCCCCAUCUGAGAAGCAUCUGCUCCCUGGCUGCUGAGGGCAUCAGGAGAAAAAGGAGCCUCUUCAGCCCAGGUGACCUCAGGAGACACGGGUUAAAUGGGCGCAUCAUCUCCACUUUUGUGACAAUGGGUGUUCUUCUAAAGCACCCCAACUCCCGGGUCUAUAGCUUCAUCCACAGAUGUUUCCAGGAAUUCUUGGCAGCAGUGUCCUAUGUCUUGGGGGAUGAGAAGAGAGGUGAACAUUGUAACAGCAUCAGAGGUGUGAGAGGUUUGCCACAAGCACACAAAACACAUGUCCUGUCCCGGGCACCAACCAGGCGUUUCCUAUUCGGCCUAUUAGGUGAGCAGGCAGGGAGAGAGAUGGAGAGCAUCUUCACCUGCCAGCGGGCUCCAGAGCUGAAGCAAGAGCUGCUGCAAUGGGCCAAGAGGGAGGCCUGUGUCCUGCAGUCUCCCCAGUUGCCUGGCUUUCUGGAGUUGUUCUAUUGUUUGUAUGAGACUCAGGAUGAGGAGUUUGUGACACAGGUGAUGGUCCAUUUCCAAGGAUCGAGCGUGUGUGUCCAAACAGGCAUGGAGCUCCUGGUGUUCACUUUCUGCAUCAAAUUCUGCCACCACAUGAAGAGGCUCCAACUGAAUAAGGGUGAACAGCACAUACCAAUGCCGAGGUCCCUGGGGGUAGUCCUCUUCAUGCAGAUCCCAGUCACAGAUGCCUGUUGGCAGCCUCUCUUCUCCAUUCUUGAAGUCACUGGAAGCCUGAAGGAGCUGGACCUAAGUGGAAAUUCGCUGAGCCACUCUGCAGUGCAGAGUCUUAGGAAGACCCUGAGACGUCCUCGCUGCCACCUGGAGACCCUGCGGUUGGCCAGCUGUGGCCUCACAGCAGAGGACUGCAAGGACCUUGCCCUUGGGCUAAGCACCAGCCAGACCCUGACCGAGUUGGAGCUGAGCUUCAACAUGCUUAUGAACACAGGAGCCGAGCACCUUUGCCAGGGGCUGAGACAGCAGCGUUGCAGGCUGCAGCGGCUACAGCUGGUCAGCUGUGGCCUCACAUUCAGCUGCUGCAAGGACCUGGCCUCUGUGCUCAGCACCAGCCCCAGCCUGAAGGAGCUAGACCUGCGGUGGAACAACCUGGGAGACCUUGGCGUGAGGCAGCUCUGUGAGGGGCUGAGGCAUCCCACCUGCUCACUCACGCUCCUGUGGCUGGACCAGGCCUUUUUGGGUGAGAAGAUGAAGGAGGAACUGAGGACCCUGGAGAAAGAGAAGCCUGCACUUCUCAUCUCCAGCAGGACCUUUCACAUGGAGCCUCCAGGGACUGAAGAUGAGUUCUUGGGCCCCAUGGGACCCGUGGCUGCUGAGGUAGUUGACAUAGAGACGAGGAGCCUGUACCGGGUCCCUCUCCUUGCCAAGCCAGCAGACAAGGACAGGGAUGGGAUACUGGGUGUGUGGGUGUGGUAUUUUUACAGACACUCUACUUUUAAUAUCAUCAUCAUGCCCAAUGACUGCUCCAUUCAGAAGGCCAUUGAUGAUGAAGAAAAGAAGUUCCAGUUUGUGCGAAUACACAAGCCAAACCUGCUGACCUCACUGUAUAUGGGCUCUCGCUACAGCGUGUCUGGCUCAGGAAAGCUGGAAAUGAUCCCCAACGAACUGGAACUCUGCUAUCGAAGCCCUGGAGAAGCCCAGAUGUUUUCUGAGUUCUAUGUUGCCCACAUGGAAUCGGGGUUCAGGCUGCAAAUGAGAGACAAGAAACAUAGGACUGUGGUAUGGAAGGCCUUGGUGAAACCAGGAGAUCUCAGACCUGCAGCUUCUCUGGGUCCUCCAGCUGCCAUAGCCUCACCUUCACCCCGGGACACCCCAGCCUUGCUGAACUUUAUGGACAGGCAUUGAGAGCAGCUGGUAGCACGAGUGACAUCAGUGGACUCUGUCUUAGACAAGCUGUAUGGACAGGUGUUGAGUGAGGAGCAGUACAAGCAGGUGCGCGCUGAGGUCACCAGGCCAGACCAGAUGCGAAAGCUGUUCAGCUUCAGCAAGUCCUGGGACCAGGCCUGCAAAGAUCGACUCUACCAAGCCCUGAAAGAGACUCAUCCUCACCUAAUUAUGGAUCUCUUGGAGGGAGAAAGGGGGUUACAAAGGGAUCUCCUGCCACCCAGAAGCUGA